Pelobates fuscus (common spadefoot toad) is the source of this 2012-nucleotide messenger RNA. It is a transcript of the gene ACVR2B, whose product is annotated as activin A receptor type 2B. Gene Ontology annotation, biological process: cellular response to growth factor stimulus; activin receptor signaling pathway; protein phosphorylation. NCBI's taxonomy places the organism in Eukaryota, Metazoa, Chordata, Amphibia, Anura, Pelobatidae. The coding region runs from base 398 to 1990 and encodes 530 amino acids. The record is from RefSeq and is a predicted model, not a curated record. Gene Ontology annotation, molecular function: ATP binding; activin binding; activin receptor activity. Gene Ontology annotation, cellular component: plasma membrane; activin receptor complex. The transcript is spliced from 12 exons.
GAUUUUGGGAGUGUUGUGUGUUGUAGUAAUAAUAUUAAGACUGAAUUAAUACACACCCAGCUUCCUAAUUCCCAGCGCCCCAUGUGCACCCACUCCUGGAUCUGUCACAUUGAAGUUUGGGCUCCUGUGUGUCUGCCCCCCCUCCUCCCCCCUUUAAUCUGCUUGCUGCAGAAGGUGGAGUCCUUGCAGGGGGGGAGUCUCUGCUGCUGCUGCUGCUGCUGUUUGAUCUGGUUUUGCCUCUGCUCCUGAUUCACACACAUUUCAUUCCCACGGAUCCUCAUUACACGCCCCCCCUUCCCACGCGUGGGUACUCCCUCCUGCAGCCCCUCACCUGGCUCCCCGGGUUCUGAUUGUGGAUACAUUGUUACCGAUGUGAAGGAAUUAUCCUGCUCGCUGGAUGGGAUUCUACCCAGGGAUAAUGUGGGCUCCUGGGCUGACUUUACUUCUUCUUCUGGUAACUUUGAGUUCAGGCUCCGGGCACGAUGAAGGAGAAACAAGAGAAUGCAUCUAUUACAACGCCAACUGGGAGAUUGAAAGGACCAACCAAAGCGGCUUGGAGAAAUGUGAAGGCGAAAAGGACAAACGCCUCCAUUGCUACGCGUCUUGGAGGAAUAAUUCUGGCUUCAUCGAACUUGUGAAGAAAGGAUGCUGGUUGGAUGAUUUUAACUGCUACGACAGGCAGGAAUGCGUAGCAAAAGAAGAGAAUCCCCAAGUGUUUUUCUGCUGUUGUGAGGGCAACUAUUGCAACGAGAAAUUUACCCAUUUACCAGAUGAAUAUGGAGCAAGAAAAUCGUCGGCCAGAUAUAUAGUCAAACAUGGGACAUUUGAUGCAAAGUCACAACCAGCAGCCUCAUUGUUGAACAUUUUAGUGUAUUCCCUGCUUCCUAUUGCUGGUCUCUCGAUGGCCAUUCUCUUAGCGUUUUGGAUGUAUCGCCAUCGAAAGCCUCCCUAUGGGCAUGUUGACAUUAACGAGGACCCAGGUCCUCCGCCUCCCUCGCCAACCGUCGGACUUAAACCUUUACAGUUACUGGAAAUCAAGGCACGGGGUCGAUUUGGAUGCGUGUGGAAAGCACGACUUAUGAAUGAUUAUGUGGCUGUAAAAAUCUUUCCUAGUCAGGAUAAGCAGUCAUGGCAGAGCGAAAAAGAAAUAUUUAACACCCCAGGCAUGAAACAUGAAAACCUCUUGCAAUUCAUUGGAGCAGAGAAGAGGGGUGCAAACCACGAGAUGGAGCUGUGGCUGAUAACUGCAUUUCACGAUAAGGGCUCGCUCACAGAUUACCUGAAAGGAAAUGUAGUCAGCUGGAACGAAUUAUGUCACAUCGCAGAAUCAAUGUCUCAUGGCUUGGCUUAUCUCCACGAGGAUGUGCCGCAUUGCAAAGGGGAAGGACACAAACCUGCAAUCGCUCACAGGGAUUUCAAAAGUAAAAAUGUCCUCUUGAGAAAUGACUUGACAGCGAUAUUAGCGGACUUUGGGUUGGCAGUACGGUUUGAACCAGGAAAGCCCCCAGGAGAUACUCAUGGACAGGUUGGCACCAGGCGGUACAUGGCUCCAGAGGUGCUAGAGGGAGCAAUUAACUUUCAGCGAGAUUCCUUUCUCAGGAUAGACAUGUACGCCAUGGGGCUGGUCCUCUGGGAAAUUGUAUCCAGAUGUACGGCAGCUGACGGCCCAGUUGAUGAGUACAUGCUGCCAUUUGAAGAAGAGAUUGGCCAACAUCCGUCAUUAGAAGACCUUCAGGAUGUUGUGGUGCACAAGAAGAUGCGGCCGGCAUUCAAAGAGCAGUGGUUAAAACAUCCUGGACUGGCACAGUUAUGUGUCACCAUCGAGGAAUGCUGGGACCACGAUGCAGAAGCGCGACUCUCAGCUGGCUGCGUAGAAGAGCGUAUUUCCCAGAUUCGCAAAUUAGUAAAUGGCACUACCUCGGACUGCCUUGUAUCCAUCGUUACAUCUGUCACCAAUGUGGACUUACCACCCAAAGAGUCCAGUAUCUGAGUCCCAGGUUACUUUUUGUCUU